Trachymyrmex cornetzi is the source of this 2003-nucleotide messenger RNA. It is a transcript of the gene dpr1, whose product is annotated as defective proboscis extension response 1. Gene Ontology annotation, biological process: synapse organization. The record is from RefSeq and is a predicted model, not a curated record. Lineage: Eukaryota; Metazoa; Arthropoda; Insecta; Hymenoptera; Formicidae. Bases 887 to 1762 code for a protein of 291 amino acids. The transcript is spliced from 6 exons. Gene Ontology annotation, cellular component: neuron projection membrane.
CCGAGCGGCAGGCCUCAUCCGCGCCGGCGGCUGGUCCAUGCGGGUUCAACGUCGUCGCGCGGGAGAACGACGACGACGGCGACGACGAAGGGCGACGACGAUCAGAUGUGUACGAUGACGAUCAUCCGGAUUAACAUUGCUAGUUAAUCGGGGAAAAAAAAAUACGCGACACACUCGGACUAACCUGAUUGCCGAUCGAAUGCUGCCGACGCGCGCGUCUCGGCCGAAGGAUGCUGCGCCUGAGACAGGGCACUCGCGGGUCGCGCGUCGCGACGCUCGUCGUCCAGGCGAAAGAUCCACGUGAGCGCGGCUGUCAUCGGGGACAGGCGUGCAGGCUGCACCUCGGCCGCGUGAAAACGGGACAUCGUCUGUGAGCAUUUAGACCUUGAUUACCGUGGAUUACCGUCGAGGAUUUACGAUCAAUACGCGCAUAGCAUCUGAUAAUACUGCUGAUAUAUCGUACCAAUCGCGUCUUCCAACGCUUGGGAAGCUUUCGCGCUCUAUUCAGAGUUGAUAGUUUUAAUAAAAUCGUGUCAUAGCAGUGGUGAAUGAUUAAUCUCCUCGCCAGGUGUUAAUCGUGGUGUAAUUUCUCUAUCGGAACGCAAAUGUUCAUGUAAGAAUUGAAAAUUGCUUAUAUAGUGAAGUACGGAACAUGUGUAUGGUUUUGCGGUGAAAGUCUUAAGUGUCUACACUCUUUCGAGAAGGCACUAUCGAUUUGGCAAGAAAACUCAAUUCUGUUUUCAUUGUGAAUGAUAUGACACAGUGAAGACACUGCACGGUGUGCGGAUCCGGGAAUAUAUGUAAAAAUCGAUGAUUACACGUCGUGCUUCACGAUAGCGAGUACAAGCAAGGAUCGGUAGUGCAGCGAGCGAUCGAGGUGUUAAAAAUGCUGUGUCGCUGGCUCGCCGUGCUGGUACUCGCUGGUAUUCUCCUGGUUAUCGAGGCGAUCGCGGUCAGCCAAGGUACGUUCACUCGCGAUCAGAGAGUUUUGAGCGGUAGUCUGGUUCAGGGAAGUCGCAACGUCAGCGGCGUGCCGGCUUUCGAAACAAAUGUGCCACGGAAUGUCACUACCGCAGUCGGUCAGACCGCCUUUCUUCACUGCAGAGUUCAUCAGCUGGGCGAUAAGGAGGUGUCCUGGAUGCGCAAACGGGACAUGCACAUCCUGAGUGCGGGCAUCUUCAUGUAUACGUCGGACCUGAGGUUCCAGGUGAUCCAUCCGGACAAGUCGGAGAACUGGACGCUGCAAAUCAAGUCGCCGCAGCAGCGCGAUUCUGGCGUGUACGAGUGCCAGGUCAGCACCGAGCCGAAGAUGUCGCUCAACUAUAGCCUCAACGUGGUUGAAGCGCGAGCCAAAAUAAUUGGCCAGGCUGAUAUCUACGUGAAGACCGGAAGUCUUUUGACGUUGACGUGUCUCAUGUCGCAAGGUCCUCACGAUCUGGGAACGGUAGCUUGGUAUCAAGGAAGUGAGGCGGUGGUGACAUCACCGCGAUCAGAAAACGACAUCGAAACGGAGCCCCGUAUAACCGUCGAGACGGAAUGGAGCGACGCCCUCACGUCGAGAUUGAAGAUCACGCAUGCGAAGUUCACUGACUCCGGAAAAUACAGUUGCGUUCCUACCGUGGCGGAGGGAGCAAGUGUCAACGUACACGUGAUCAAUGGUGAGCAUCCGGCUGCGAUGCAGCAUGGAAACACGGCAGCCGGAUCGCCCAACUCGAAAACGGUCCUGGUGAUGCUUGCCUUCCUUCUAGGCCAGCUGAGAUAAUGUGCGUGUACACGAAGGUCGCCCGAGACUCGUAAAAUUGAUGGACGUAUCGCAACAUGGUCGCCCACACAUCCUAAACGUUAACCCUUCCGCACAGAUCAAUCUGAAUUAGGUCUUAAUUAGUUUCAUCGUAGCGGCCGAAAGAUUAAAUUAUUUGCAACAUUAUAUAAUAGUCAUAAUGGUACAGUUAAUAAGCGAGAAUUUAUAAGUUAAUGAAAGGUUAUUUAUAAAAAUUUUUGAU